This is a messenger RNA of Salarias fasciatus (jewelled blenny), 2711 nucleotides long. RefSeq names its product neuregulin 3a (gene nrg3a). Gene Ontology annotation, biological process: nervous system development; intracellular signal transduction; animal organ development. The record is from RefSeq and is a predicted model, not a curated record. The transcript is spliced from 9 exons. Gene Ontology annotation, molecular function: chemorepellent activity. NCBI's taxonomy places the organism in Eukaryota, Metazoa, Chordata, Actinopteri, Blenniiformes, Blenniidae. The coding region runs from base 642 to 2705 and encodes 687 amino acids.
GGGCUGCACUGGGUGGGGAAGCAGUCAGACCCACCCUGCAAGUUUCAGAUCCCCAUUAGGCGUAACUGUCCCGUCGAGGAUCGUACAUGUUGAGGACGUACGUGCGUGCCGAGUGAGAAAGAGUUGGAUUUCUGCUGCAAUGGCAUCCCGACACUGAUGCCACAGACUGCUCACAUGUAAAGCUGCUCCUUCCCACCCGAACCUCCCACCCAUCUUUUGUCCCUCUCUCCUCCCAUUAGAGGAACCACUUCCUGCGCUCCUCUCUCCCACCCCGCCGUGAACACUCUCGGAGUUCAUUGUUGCUUCUCCUGGACAUCGAGAGUCGGGCAGGACUGAGCACGGACUGAUCGGGCGAUUAUCCGUCUACGCCAGCUCUCCUGCUUCUCGCUGGGUGUCUCUGAGCGCGAGUGUGUGUGUGCUUGUGUGUUUGUGGUUGUGCGUCUGCAUGUACCUCCCGCACCCCUCCCCUUCUCUCUAUCCUUGGAAUAUCCAUAUUUGUGUGAGUCUCUUUGAGGAUCAGAUUUUGUGACGUACCUUUUUAUCCAUCUCUUCACUUCGCCCUUUGUCUUUCCUUCAUGUCCGGCACAGUCGGGAAUUUUUCUGCCAUAUGCUACCGAUGCCUAUCGCAGGGUUAGCCCUCAAUGAGCCAUAAAGGACGGCAAGGAAGGAUGAGUGAGUGUUCGGGGGCAGCUGUGUCCGGGGCGGUGAUCCUGGAGGAACCUGAGGCUCCGGGGGCUUCUGGGGGCCGCGGAGAGGCCCAGGCCCAGGACCAGGGCCCCUUGCGUUGUGCAGUGUGGCCUCGCCAGCAGACAUGGCUGUGUGUGGUCCCUCUGCUCAUUGGUUUCAUUGGCCUUGGAUUGAGCUUGAUGCUGCUCAAAUGGAUUGUCGUCGGUACAGUGCGGGAUUAUGUGCCAACAGAUCUGGUGGGUGCUAAUAAUCGAAUAGGCCAAGAUCCUAUUUUCCUGUCUAAGCCAAGCGGGAUUCCCAAAAGUCCCGAUACCACCACCACCACCACAGCAUCCACUCCUACAGUUGUUGGCGGGAACCCAACACAGAGAGCCGUAACUGUGACGAAAGAGAGAACUCGCGGCGCGACUACCACCACGACCGUCAACCCCAGAGCAGGCGGGGCUUCGGGAAGUCAAGUAACCCUUCGGAAUCCUGGAAAUCAUAACGGACGUGGACCUCCUACCACCACCGCAGCGCCACGGACGACCUUCAUCGUCAAAGGUGCGACGUCCAGCUCCUCUCCGUCCAAUCCGACCGUCCUCCAUGACUCCACGCAGAUGUGGACCGGGGAGCAUACUACGACUACGGAGGCGGUCUCCACGACGCUCAGCGCGCGUACGCACGGCCAUCGCAAAACACCUUCUCCGACCGUCCCGCCGCUGCACUCGGAACAUUUCAAACCCUGCCACGAGAAGGACUUGGCCUACUGCCUCAACGGCGGCGAAUGCUUCGUCAUCGAGACGCUCAGCGGGCCUCACAAACACUGCAAGUGUCGGGAGGGCUACCAAGGCAUCCGCUGUGACCAGUUUCUCCCCAAGACCGACUCCAUCCUGUCCGACCCAAAUCACUUGGGCAUCGAGUUCAUGGAGAGCAAAGAGGUGUACAAGAGACAGGUGCUGUCAAUCACAUCCAUCGCCAUGGCGAUCUGCCUGCUGGGAACGCUGUGCAUGGCCCUGUACUGCCGCAACAAGAGGCGCCGGGAGAAGCUCCAGGCUCACUUGAAGGAGAGCCGCAGUUUGAAAAACUACACGGCGAAUUCCCACAAUGCCCUGGACGCCAAGGCGAGGCUCCCCAACACCAGCCUGCAGAUGCACGAGUGCUGCAAACGGCCGUCCCAGCCUCACAAGGCGACCGUGUGCCAGUCCAGCUUCGCUCACUGCAACAUGGCCGCCACGCCGUCCAGCGGCUCCAGAGCCGCCGCCAAACACCACAGAAGCGGUUCGCUGUCCCACAGCCCCGAGCAGAGGAUGCGUGCAGCUCAUUGGUCAGCUCCCCGCAGGACUCCGCCCAUCCCCAGGGGAAGGUUGAACCCCAUUGGAGGAUCCAAGUUUUCAGGCCCCGCCUACCAGCACCUGCAGGAAGUGGACUCGGUUGAGAAGGAAUCUGAAGCACAAAGAAGUCUGCAGACGGCGGCAGAGAUCCGGCGCCACGGCGCCGCGCCGGACGCCUUCAUUCAUAUGCAAACCGCAGCUCCCGUCCAGACGGCCACGCCCACGCCUUGGAGCGGCCGCGGGCCGAGGAGGCCCGGCCGGCGCCACGGCGGCUCGCCGCCUCCCCCGUUCCGCUCCUGCUCCAUCCCCAUCAUCCCGUCCGUCCAGAGCCCCGGCGACGAGGCGUCCUGCAUGCAGACCAGCGCGGCGCCGGCGGCCACGCCCUCCGGAGCCGCGCCCCGCGGGGACGAGCGGCGCGGCAAGGCGGCGCGCGCCCCGCCCUUCUCCGCCUCCUGCUCGGCGGCCAUCGGGCGGCGGCAGGACGAGGUGGCGCUGCUGCUGGAGGAGGCGCAGGAGCAGCUCCGGGCGCUGGCCCGCCGGAGGCCGGAGGAGGCGGGGCCGGCCGGGGGCGGGGCCAGAGAAACUGUUUGCUUCCUGAACCUUCAGGCGGGAAGCGGCGCGGCGCCGAGCCGUAGCGGACCCACGCAGACCCAGCUGCUCAGUCCCAGCCUAUCACACACAGACCUGGGCCUCAGCGGCCAAUGAGACGGC